CGGCGGCGGGCGGCGGCGCCGCGCUGAGGCGGGCGGAGGAUGCUCUCGCGAUACGCGCGCAAGCCGGUGCCCCCCGGCGCCCGGGAGAAGCAAGGACUUACAAAACAUGCCUUGCAGCAUCAUCCCUUGCCAGAACUGGAAACUGAGGUGCGCCCAGCCACACUCACUGGUGAAAGCUAUGGAGAGAUCUCAAGUGAAUCUGAAAUCUCGAAGGAAACUGAUUACCCUUCUGUUACUUCAGCUGAUCAUGGGAAUUCAUGGUCUGCUAGUCAGAGCUAUGCAGGAACCACCACUGAGGACAGCUCAGUCUUUUCUUGGGGCUGUGAUGAAUUUGAUAAAGCUGCCACGCGACAAGUUCAGCAAAUGUUCAGACAAAUUGAUGAGCUUCUUUAUGAACAAAAAGAAAAUGUACAUGUUGAGGGACUGCAGGAGGAAUGCCAAGAGUGGACAUCCAGCUUUCCUCAUCUCAGGGUUGUGGGGAAGCAGAUAGUGAUUCCCACAGAUGAAGGGUAUGGAUGGUAUUCAAGUUCACCUUCUGGCAGUUUAGGUUCAUCAGAUGCCAGUUCACCACAAGAAAAAGAUUCUAAUGAAUUUAGUGUUUUUGGCAAGAAGGUACCUCUUUCUGUUACUCCUGUUCACAAAAAGGCUGACCAUUGCAAGUCUCCGACCUUGUGUUCUCCAGAGAGUGAAGAAGGUGAAGAUGGAGUAAUUGUCUCUGAAGGUGUAAUGGAGGAAUAUUUAGCAUUUGACUGCAGAGAUGUGGAGGAGGAGUUGCAUGAGAGGAAAUUGGGACUUUCCUCUAGUAGACGGAAAUUAGGGUUUCCUCCUAUCUCUCCAUAUUCCUGCAUGAAAGAUUCUGUGCUCACAUUUGUGUUUGAUGAUGUGUGGAGUGAAGUCCUAGGCUGCAUGGAGGAAUUAAUCUGCAGACACUGGGAAGGAUCAGCCUCUGAUGACGAGAAAAAUAUCAUAGCAAUAGAAACAACAACAACCAGAGCAGAUUCUGGAAGCCCUUUGAUGCACUUUGAACCUUUGCCAGUGUUGUUACCUCGCAUGCCACAAACUAAAAUGCCCUCAGUGACAUCAAAUCCGUGCCCAAAAACCAGAUGUGGCCGCAAAACCAAAAAGAGGAGAAAACCACCUCAAAUAAAUCCUUCACAAGGGUCCAGUAGUGGCUCUCAACGUAAUCUAAAUGGCUUGCUGGUGAUCCAUGGGAUCCAGUUACAGCAAAGGAAUCUGUCUAUAAUGGAGAAAACACUGGACCUGGAUGACAAACGGCCAGGCUCCAGUUCUGUCCUCUCAACCAGAACUUGGCCAAAUCGUCCUCUAGAGCUCAGUACGUCAUCUCUGUCACAUUCUGCAAGAAGACGAAACCCACCACCACGUACUCUGCAUCCCAUCAACACAAACCACUCUCGUACUGGGACACCAGGAUCUGUGGAUGAUGUCAUCAGGGGAACUCGACUUCCGACUGCAUAUGAUCAGCUGACCUCUCCCUCCCCACUGCCACGGAGCCGAAACAAUCUCCUACCACCUAUUAGUACCACUGAUGUGACAGAAUAUGUGAGCGCUACAGGAUCCCAGAGGCAAACGAAGUCUCAAGGGAACUCAAGUCGAGCUCACAGUGCAGCAACACAUGCAGAUAACCGCCUGCAGCUACAGGAGAGGAUUUUCUUACCCGAUCAUUUCUCCAGGCCUAACACAACAAACACAUUCUUGCCAGAUGCACAGCAUCACCGUUCUAGCACUGUUACUGAUUAUAGUAAUCAACCCCGGACAAACAGAGGAUCAGCAGGUGCAGGUCUUCAGCUGCAUGGUUCUGCGAAAGCCCCGGGUCGAAGCGGAUCAGUCACAAAAAGCAAACAAGGGUUAUAACAUGUCACAAAGAAGCAUCCAUCCAUCUUCACAAAGUCAUGAAUCACCUAUUCUCAACAGUGUCAGCAUUGUUUACUGAAUUUUCAAACACCCUUCCUUAUGAAGAGUCUUAUUUUUAUAUAGAACUAAGAAGCAGCUGCCAAAGAUUAGAAGGGGUAUAUUUACACAUUCCACUUCCUACCCCUAGGAAAAGCUAUAUUCCAGUGGAUAAUGAAGCCUAAUUUCUAGAAAAUCUAGCAUAAGCCAUUGCUGUUCUCCCAUUAAUCACUGUUGGCUUGUGACUGGUUCACGUUAUUACAGGCACGUACUGCAGGACCUGCUGAUUUUUCCAUUCGCUCUAGGAAAGGUAGUCAGGCCUUCCACGGCACUAGUAAUUUAAAUUUUUAAAGCUACAUUUAAAGUUGUGUUUAUAUAUUUUAAAGCAAUGCUACGCUAUCAGAAGCAGGAACUGCAUAGGAUAUUGCUUGUACAACUCAAUUUGGACAAACUAUGAAUCCUGUAGUAGUAGCACCAGAUACUAAUGCAGUUGGGUAAAAUAACCUAGUAAAACAAUAUUAGCAUUAACAGCUUCUAAGGUAGCACGCUAAUGAUCCUUCCUAUGUUAUAUACUACUACCUCUUCCUCAGUGACUUGAGAAGGAUUUUCAAGGGGGUUAAAAAGUCUCUUACUGCAGGUAAUUUCAGGCAAUAUUCAAAGAAAGUACUUUUUCUUCCAGGUGAGCUAUUUUUUGGUAAUUUCCAUAGGUCAGUCAGUUACCUUUUAAAAAAGCCCAUCCUGCAGUUACCUAAGUACUUUAGUACUUGAACUUCAACGUCCACGCUCUGAUGCAACAUACCUUUUUAGUAGAUGUGUUCUGCACGAUACAGCAGGCAGCCUGGAGAGUAUUAGCUUUAGCUGUAGUUGCUCUUGUAGCUCCAGAAAAAAAAAAAGACACGAAACACCAGCUUUUUCAAAAUAAAUGAUUAACUGAAGGCCUUACUCAGAAGCAGUAAGUGCCAGACUACAAAUAAGGUAAAGAUAAGAUAACCACUUACCGUAUUUUUAACGAAGUUAGGAUAUUGCACAAAAAUAGUUGUUCCGUUAUUAGAGAAGUUUUGCCAUCUUUUAUAAUCCAAUAAGCAUCUUUUCUAAGCUUCCACUAUGAACUGUGAUUUUAAAACUAUUAUUAAUAAGGACAAAAUUGUUGGUGUUCUUUAUAAAAAGUUGCUCUACUAUCUCCCCACUGUUAAUGAUGCAGUCUACUAAAUGUUAGUGCUAUCUACAAGACGUCUGAAAAUUUUUAACAUAGGUUAAAGUUCUUCAGUCCAGUCAGUUGAAAUAUGCUCUGAUCAAAAAGAAGGGAAGAGAAAGCAAAAUGAAACUAUGGAAGUAUAACUAGGUUAACUCCCACUGUCAUAUUUCCCCAAGGAAAAAAGUCCUAUUUAUAUGUAAAGAUAAAUGGAUGCUAAAAAGAGAAGCUUCUAGUCACUAAACCCUUUUGAAAUACAAUUUCUCUAAUGGUUAAGACUAGUGGAACCACAUGCAGUAUCAUUUACUUACCUCAGGGUAACUGGAAAUAAGAAUCCUUUUUAUAUCAGUGCCAUAGUAGGCCAGCUGAUUAAAAUAACAAACCUGCCACAUGACAAACACAUAACAUGACAAACUGAAGCCCCAGUGUCAUUCUGGUCAAUACAGAGGUUCCUUUCUUUAUGGAAAUUAAAAGUACUCCCUGCUAAAACUUGAUCAAAGUGGUUCAGGUUGCAACAAUACGAUGACAGCCCAGCCUCAGGGACCAAACUAGUUUUCUGUAGCCCUAGCAUAAAAAAAUUUUGAAGAUAUACAUAAACAUCACUAGACUUUUAGUAACAUAAUGUAAUAUGUUAUUCUAGUAACAUAACAAUAACAUAACUCCCUUCAUAGUCUAGGGGAGUCAAUGUGUUAAAGACAUUAAAAGACAAUCUCAUCAUAGAUAAUUCUUGUUUUUUGUACAAAUAGUUGAUACCAGAGAGUUGCCCCACACUAUCAGAUAUGUUUUGUAUAGUAAAAGUAAUGUCCAAGUCCUGCUUGUUAUGCAACAAAAUGAUAUAAGGCAUUCUCUGAGAAUCAGGAUGAUUGUUGAAAGUAGCAAAGUAGAAGUUCGCAAGGAACAUAGUUACCAUUCUACAGGUCUAACUUCUACCUAGUAAGCUGUAUUAAAUAAUUAGUUCUUAAAUUAUAUCAUUAAAGCAAUGAGGACUAUUAAUUCAAAAGCUAAGUACUCGUAAGCCUUUCAGAAGUGAUCCAGAAAAUAAAGCAGACUUUGUUCCAUCAAGCUACAGCAACUUGAAAACUAGUUACUCUUCAAAUUUCAUAUCCCUGCACACUGCAUUAAAUAGUUUAAAAUUGAAAAAGCGGGGGAAAAGAAAACUUCAGAAUAUUUGUAUAUCUUACAAAAGUACUUUCUUCACUUCUGAAAUAAUGAACUGCUGACAAAUACAGUGCACACAAAACCAGGAGUUCAUUAACUAACCACUCCAUCAUCCUACAGCAGACCUGACUGUGAUGCUGUUAAGGUAACAUGCAAUACAUUUUUAAGCUUUGGAACUCCUUGCCAUAGAACAUCAUGGAGCCUAAAAACACAGAGAAGCAACUGUGCUCUGUUUUUUUUUUUAUUAUUGUUAAUGACCUCAUAUCUAGUUCGAGAAGCAUGUUAGAGAAUUUUAGGAGAAUUUCUGAGAAGUCACUCACUUACUUACUCUAACCUCAUAUCUUUCCUUAGAUAUCUGCUACAGGUUACUGUCAAAGACCAGAUAAUAAGACCAAGUGGCCCUUCCAUCUGACCUAGUAUCACCAGCACUGAUGCUGCUAUUAAGAAUACAGCCAUAUUUCUAGCUGCUAUAGAAGUAUCCGGUAUUUACUUGAUUUGAAUCUGUCAGAAGAGUCAACAGUAUCAUUUUCUGGAUUUUGAGCAGUUAAUUAGAAAAUGACACAUGCAGGGUUGGGAAAACAUGAUAGCACAGUGUUUUGCAAAAUCUUAUACUUUAUUAAAUCUGCAAUUUUCAAAAGUAUUUUUAUAAAACAACUGAAAUACCUGAAAAUGCCCGUUGAACUCAUGUACACAGACCAUUAAAAACACCAAGAAGUUUGUUACAGAAGUGUAUGAACAACACAAAAAGAUAAGUCUUCCAACUAAAAAGCCAUACAAACAAACAUUUAAGACUCUCAAAAAUGUUGAAUCAUAUUGUUUUACCAUAAGCCAUACUGAUAUAACUGGUAGUUGGAGCAAAUGUGCUUCAACACAAGUUUAACAUACAGACAUCCAAACAGCACAGCACUUUCUUACUGUAACGAAACUGUUAGUCAAGAAUCUGUUUGAUCUUAACCAAAGAUCAACUAAAGGAUUUUAAACAGUAA
Rhea pennata is the source of this 5244-nucleotide messenger RNA. RefSeq names its product family with sequence similarity 149 member B1 (gene FAM149B1). The coding region runs from base 40 to 1872 and encodes 610 amino acids. The transcript is spliced from 15 exons. The record is from RefSeq and is a predicted model, not a curated record. Lineage: Eukaryota; Metazoa; Chordata; Aves; Rheiformes; Rheidae. Gene Ontology annotation, biological process: cilium assembly; protein localization to cilium.